GACCAAACACUCACGAUACUGACAGAAGUUUUGAGAACAUAAUUAUAAAAUAUAGUUAUAUGUUUACUCUGGAGUAUGAAAAGCGUUGAACGAGUAAGUAUGUGACGAGUUUUGCUUUAGAAUGAACGUUUGUAUGUACGCAAAGAGCCCUACCGACGUAGAGCAUGAGCCUCUAACUCCUGAAGGGACGAUUCCAUGUGUGUGCAAUUUUCCCGUCGCUCUGUUUACUUUAGCCCAUAUCGUCGAUUACUCUUCACUUUCCUAUAUUCCCGGGCGCCGCGGCGCAGACGCGGAUCGUGGUUUACGGACAAGCGUCGUGCUCACAGGGGCACCACAGUCAUUGUUGGGAGCUCAUCAUGACGCCACAUGUGUCAGACUUCCAUGUAGUGGUACCAGUUGUUUACAUUAAGGCGAUCAAAACUCUGGUUGGAAAGUCAGAUGAACUCCUACUUAGAUGUCGGCAUGGUCUGAGGAACAUGGGAUGUGAAUUGGGCAAGUUGGUCAUGGUACACCGGGAUGGCGGUGAUGGUAGCAAAGGUCGCCAUGGGGAAGCAGAGCUACCUGUGCCAGAGCCCCCAGACCCUCGUCUGCCCCUCACGGCCAAGCAGAAAUACAGUAUGAUGGCUUCGUGGAAAGGAAUCAGCCGAGCAAUGGAGCCAACUGGUGUGUACAUGUUUAUAAAGUUGUUCGAGGAACAUCAGGAACUACUGAAUCUCUUCGAGAAGUUCCGUGAACUGCGCACGCGCGAUGAACAAGCGAACAGCAUGGAACUGGCAGAGCACGCCAAUACUGUGAUGGCCACUCUGGACGAGGGCAUCAAGAGCCUGGACACCCUGGACUCCUUCUUCGAUUACCUGACACAAGUCGGCGCAUCACACCACCGCAUCCCAGGAUUCAAACCCGAGUACUUCUGGCGAAUCGAGCGGCCGUUCCUGGAGGCAGUGCAGAUGACUCUUGGUGACCGAUACACGGAGAACAUAGAAAGCAUCUACAAAGUGACCAUCAAGCUUAUUAUCGAGACAUUGGUCCGUGGAUAUGAAGAGAAGAAGCCAGACACGUGAAACAAGACUGAUCCCAUAAGAAGUGUUAAGACUAUUGAUAUUAAGGGAAAUGUUUAGUACCAAAUCUGUAGUCAGUGUUGGAUCUACAAAUUGAAAAAUGUCUAAUUAUUAUUUAUUCGUUCGAGAAAGCUGAAAGUGUUCGAUAAGGAUUUCAGAUAGAUUAUUUAUCACUGAUCAGUUACGUACAUAUAUACAUAAACAUGUAACUCAGAAAAUCCCCUUACUACGCAAAUGUUUAUGAAACUCUCAAAUAUAAGUCCGAAUUGGGACUUCUAAAGUUUUAAAACAUGAAUUCUUUCCACGCUCUGCCUGAAACCUUUUUCUGUCAUUAGGCCCUAUUUCCAGAUCGAAGUAUAAUUUAUGUUGCUGAAGAGUCACAAAGAACUCAACUGCAGAGAGAUUCUUGAAGAGGUUUCUUUCACUGAUUGCAUCAAAAGGGCGUAGUAUGGACAGGAAUAUACAACAUUCAGCUAGUAAGGGAUUAAAUAUGUAUUACAGAUUGAACACUGACUGCCGUUCAGAUUCUCACAUAAGACAUUGCAAAAGAAAUUAUAUUUAUUCGUCUGAUAUACAUUUUUAAAAAUCGAACAUGUUAUUCUUGAUAUUGUCGAAAGCCUUAGCGCUAGUUCGCAGUGGCGGCAGGAGUGCUACGUUGUGAAUCUCUGGGACUUAGAACUUCAGUACAGGGGUCCAUUAUUCCAUGCGAUUCUUCAUCAUCUCAUAAAUUAUCUUUAUAUUGAAGCCGCGGGUCGGCCAUUUUUGUAGUUGGCGUUUUUCUUAAUGAUCUGUGAGAUUACGUUUUGCGCCUUUUGGCAUAUUCUGACGGCUGUUGGACGAAAGAAUUUGCUUAUUCGGCAACAGUUUUUAUGUCCCUACCAGGAUACUUCGAAAUAAAUUUUAUGAAUUUCCUUCGAAACCAAACAUUAUAAUGACAUAAUAAUAUAACCAGAAGACUCUUGCGUUUUUUAUUUGUUGCAUUUCAUGCUCUAUAUAUUUUUUUGCUCCAUACCUUCCCAUGCUGUCACUGACAGACCACAAAUAGUCACAGUUUAAGGGCCCGAUUGGCCUCCUGUUUAAUCAUUGUGCCGUCACUGGGAACAUGCUUCUUCAUAGGACCUUACCUUGGUCCCUGUGUACAGGGUUAAGAAACACAGAGUCAAUAGCUUCGCGUAAGUUUAUAAGCUCACUAUUGAAAUAUGUUAUUGUGACAGUUGGUAUAAUUAUUCUUGAAAAUUUGAAAUGACCAAAAAGCACAUAAAUGCAUCGUCUUGCGAUGAAUUGUCGACCGCAAAAUCCUGUGCCACUGUUCUCUUUGAACUGGGCAUAAGAAGCAGAGACAAUGCCAGAUUUGUGAUAGAUGUCUCUAUUAUUUUCUACAACUAGGCAACAGUGGUGCCGAUGUAUGUGCCUGACUUUGGCUUUCUAGGAUAUAAGUAUGCUCUAGAAAGCAUUUAAAUUCACAUUACUGUGAUGUAUGUUCAAUAUUACACUAUGUUUUGUGUAUAUGAAUUAAGAUAUUUGAGUUGUAUAAAUGUAGCCAGCCGCCAGGUGUGUGUUGUCAGAGAGCGGUGUUCGAUUGUUGCUUAGGAACUAAUCUCCAGUGCAGUAAAUAUCAAGAGAGAGGACUGCAAGUUUCAGUAGAAUAUGAGAGGACUCGAGAAAAUUGUCUGUUCUGUAAUAAUACAGGUAACUAUUCACACUG
Messenger RNA from Cryptotermes secundus, 2763 nucleotides. Its product is annotated as neuroglobin. The transcript is spliced from 4 exons. The coding region runs from base 357 to 1061 and encodes 234 amino acids. NCBI's taxonomy places the organism in Eukaryota, Metazoa, Arthropoda, Insecta, Blattodea, Kalotermitidae. Gene Ontology annotation, molecular function: heme binding; oxygen binding. The record is from RefSeq and is a predicted model, not a curated record.